GAAAAGCUAAAGUGGAUGCUGCAUUUCAGGAUGAACCUCUGACUCUUGAAAACGCCCAAUUUUCUACAUCCAUCUCUUUGUGGCUACUGUCACAACGUUCGGCAUCCAGCUUACAGCGCUCACAAACUUCAAUCUUCCGUCUCUAAAACCCAGGGAGAAAGCAUCGCAUUCCCGCUCUUUUGCUGGCGGUGUCGUGACGUCACUAAGGAUGCCGCCUUGACGCUCUAGUCUAGCCCUAACCAGCCUCGCUCUAGCCCGCUCCCCGCCUCCUCUCCGCAAUGCAUGCUGGGAUUGCCUCCCGCCCGAUUGGUCUUCCAGUUUCCCGGCGUCCCCAGCGUGUAGCUGAAUGGGGGCAGUCACAAGAUGGCGGCGAACGCGAACUCUGCCGGUGGUGGAGGUGGCGGCGGCAGUCUCCCGCUCUUUGAUUGCCCGAGCUGGGCAGGAAAGCCUCCACCAGGGUUGCACCUGGAUGUAGUCAAAGGAGACAAACUUAUUGAGAAACUCAUCAUUGAUGAAAAGAAAUACUAUCUCUUUGGGAGAAACCCUGACUUAUGUGAUUUCACCAUUGAUCACCAGUCAUGCUCUCGGGUCCAUGCUGCCUUGGUCUAUCACAAACAUCUGAAGAGGGUUUUUCUAAUAGAUCUCAACAGCACACAUGGCACUUUUUUGGGACAUAUUCGCUUGGAGCCUCACAAGCCACAACAGAUUCCUAUUGACUCUACAGUUUCAUUUGGUGCCUCCACACGAGCUUACACCCUGAGAGAAAAACCUCAGACAUUGCCCUCUGCAGUAAAAGGAGAUGAGAAAAUGACCACUGAAGAUGAGGAGCUCAAGGGAUUGCUUGGCUUGCCAGAGGAAGAGACAGAGUUGGACAACCUGACAGAAUUUAACACAGCCCACAACAAGAGGAUUUCUACACUAACCAUAGAAGAAGGAAAUUUGGAUAUCCAGAGACCAAAAAGAAAACGGAAGAACUCAAGGGUUACAUUUAGUGAUGAUGAUGAGAUCAUCAAUCCAGAGGAUGUGGACCCUUCAGUUGGACGUUUCAGAAAUAUGGUACAGACUGCAGUCGUCCCAGUAAAGAAAAAACGAACGGACAGCACUGGGUCACUGAGCACAGAUGAGGCUGUGACAAGGCGCAUGCAGAACUUUCCCUAUAGCGGAGGAUUGUACGGUGGAUUGCCUCCCACUCACAAUGAGUCAGGCACGCAGUCCCAUAGCAUUCAUGGUACAGCUCUCAUUGGAGGCCUGCCAAUGCCCUACCCUAAUCUUGCCCCAGAUGUGGACUUGACUCCAGUUGCACCUUCUACGGUUACCAUGAAUCCAACUCCAAAUCCUGCUGUGUUUAAUCCUGAAGUUGUGAACGAGCCCAAGAAAAAGAAAUAUGCGAAAGAAGCUUGGCCAGGGAAGAAGCCCACCCCUUCCCUCUUGAUCUGAAGAGCAGAGCUUGGUCUCUGCUGUGGGUAGAUGGGAUCAACCAGUCAGAGCGGGGACAAAACUCUACAAGUGUUUUGGCAGCUUU
Molecule: messenger RNA, 1522 nt
Organism: Pogona vitticeps (central bearded dragon)
Lineage: Eukaryota; Metazoa; Chordata; Lepidosauria; Squamata; Agamidae
Gene: PPP1R8
Product: protein phosphatase 1 regulatory subunit 8
Molecular function (GO): protein binding
Source: RefSeq, a predicted model, not a curated record